This is a messenger RNA of Hyalella azteca, 546 nucleotides long. Its product is annotated as Bardet-Biedl syndrome 4 protein-like. NCBI's taxonomy places the organism in Eukaryota, Metazoa, Arthropoda, Malacostraca, Amphipoda, Hyalellidae. The transcript is spliced from 4 exons. Gene Ontology annotation, biological process: protein localization to cilium; cilium assembly. Gene Ontology annotation, molecular function: protein binding. Gene Ontology annotation, cellular component: ciliary basal body. The record is from RefSeq and is a predicted model, not a curated record. The annotation marks the transcript as partial.
CUCACGAAGUUCAAGGAGGCUAUUCUGACGUUCCGAUGCCUUCAUGGUCUGGCACCUCCUUAUCACACGGAAUGCCUGCAGCGCGUGUCGGACCUGCCUUCUGAAGACGCCUGCAAAAAUCUAUCCAGAUUUCUUUUGGGACGACACAGCAGAGCCAUUGAAGCUUACAAGCAAGCAGGGAACAAUAGCGAAAAACCUGACUGGGAGAUUAAUUACAAUCUUGGCAUUUGUUACCAGCGCACGGGUCAGCUUGAGGCGGCGAAGCAGGAGCUGCAGCAGGCGUUACAACUGCACCGCCACCACGAGGUCUUCAAAGCCCUCGCCAGCGUCUACCUGCAGCAGAGUGACGUGACCGCCGCCGUGUCCACCUACCGAGCCGCCAUCGAGCAGUUCCCAGAGAACAGCGACCUGCACAGCAGCUUGGGGAGGCUGCUCCUGCAGACUGGCAGGUCACAGCAGGCCUUCGAACAGCUUGGUGCCGCCCUCACCUUCAACCCCAACCACAGUCCAUCCCUGCUCGCUAUUGGGGCAAUGAUGCAGGUAUAA